This is a messenger RNA of Lolium rigidum, 974 nucleotides long. Its product is annotated as isoflavone reductase homolog. The record is from RefSeq and is a predicted model, not a curated record. Bases 1 to 924 code for a protein of 307 amino acids. The transcript is spliced from 4 exons. NCBI's taxonomy places the organism in Eukaryota, Viridiplantae, Streptophyta, Magnoliopsida, Poales, Poaceae. Gene Ontology annotation, molecular function: oxidoreductase activity.
AUGGAGAAGAGCAAAGUCCUAGUGGUUGGCGGCAUGGGGUACAUCGGCAGAAGGAUGGUGAGGGCGAGCUUGGCUCAGGGCCACCGGACCUUCGUCCUGACGCGGCUGGAGAAGGUUGGCAUGGACAUCGACAAGCUCCAGCUCCUGCUGUCGUUCAAGGCGCAGGGAGCGGUCCUCGUUGAGGCGUCGAUGGACGACCACCGGAGCCUCGUCGCCGCCGUGAAGCGGGCCGACGUCGUCGUGUCCGCCAUGGGCGGUCCACACCUGCUGCAGCAGCUCAAGCUCGUGGAGGCUAUCAAAGAAGCUGGGAAUGUCCAGCGGUUCCUACCAUCUGAAUUCGGAAUGGACCCAGCAAGGAUGGGGCACGCUCUUGCGCCCGGGCGGGCCACGUUUGAUGACAAAAUGGUGAUAAGAAAGGCAAUAGAAGAAGCAAAUAUUCCUCACACCUAUGUCUCUGCUAACUGCUUUGCGGCUUACUUUGCUGCUAACCUAUCUCAAAUUGGUACUCUUCUCCCACCCAAAGAGAAAGUUCACGUAUAUGGGGAUGGCAAUGCCAAAGUGAUUUUCGUGGACGAAGAUGAUGUUGGAACAUACGUAAUCAAGUCUAUUGAUGAUCCUCGGUCAUUGAACAAGACAAUUUACGUAAGACCACCGGAAAACAUAUUUAGUCAGAAUGAGCUGAUUGCUAAAUGGGAAAAGCUAUCAGGAAAAGUUCUUGAGAAGAUUCCUAUUCCGUCUGAUGAAUUCUUGGCCUCAAUGGAAGGUGCGGACCAUACUUAUCAGAUAGUAGUCGGACAUGUCUACCACAUUUUCUACGAGGGCUGCUUGACAAACUUUGAAAUUGCGGACGAUGAAGAAGCUUCUCUACUCUACCCAGAGGUUCAGUACACCCUGAUGGACAAGUACAUGAAACGCUAUUUCUAAUAAAAUAAUAUAUGAACCUCAACAUCUUUAUCAGCACAAGACAACAUAUA